CUUUUGUCAAAAACCCGGAAGACGUGUCGGGCAGGCGCAGUGGCUUCUGCUUGGUUUUAGCAGACAUCUCAGUCCGAAUAAUCACGAAGUUGGCCAAUAACUGCCAUAUUUAUGUCUUUACUCGCGUAGAAGCGAGAUGUUUAAAAAUUUGAAGAAUAAGAUUGAGCAAACGGUAGCUCAGUUGCCUCUGAGGAAUGCCGUGACGGGAACGUUAAAGACUGAUGAGGAAGGCACUCCAGGAAAACCGCUGGCGGAGAGCACACCUCAGAAAGGCAAUGGUCAGGAUAAUGGUGGGGCAGGGGAUGGCCCCGCCCUGCUGGAUCUGAGUGGGCAAGAUGGGGCAGUGGCAUCCCCUACUCAGGGGGCUGUCGCUACGGGACAGUUGGUGGAGAUCCCCCUGGAGACCACCAACAAUGACAGUCAUUAUGAGACUGCCUCAGACUUUGGUUCCGUCCAGGGCGAUGAUACCCCGAGAGUCUCAAGGUCAAGGACGUCGUCCAUCAGCUCUGUCGCCAGUGAUAGCUCCUUCUUCACUAAUGUCAGCUUCUCACAUCAGCACUACGUUCCGUCAGACAUUGAGAGCGAGAUCGAGGAGACGUCUGUCAACCUUGAUGCCAUUAGCAAGGAGGAACUGUACACUUACGUCAAGAAGUACGAGAGACGGGUGAUCAAAUACAAGACAAAAUACAUGGAGCUGGCAACUGUUUACAAGGAAUCCAUGCAGGACAGAGAGAAAGUGAAGAAAACCCUGGCCCAGUCGCAGGACCGAGCGUUCCGACGGAUCUCGGAGCUGAAGGAGCAGAUACAGCUAGACCAGCUGGCCAAACGGGACCUGGAGCAGAACUACAGACUCCUCCUGGAAGAGAAGGAGGAGUUCGUUAAGGUGCUUCAGAUGCAGGUGAAGUUGUUAAAAGAAGGCAAGGAGAUCCCACCAGAGCUGCAAGAAAAACUCUCCCCCAAGACAAGUGCAGCUGCUGUCCCCCCUAGUUCCCCCAACACGCCUGGGGCAACGGAUGAAGUGACCAUACUGAAGAAGAAGAUGAAUCGCCUGGAGGGUUUGUUGACUCGGUAGGAAACCAUCAAGUCUGGCAAAGAAAAGAACCUGGUCCUGGCUACAGAGAAGGAGGACCUGGAGAGGAAGAUGGAGGACUUGCAGAAGGAAAAUGAGAGAAUCAAGACUGGCGGAGGAGCGGCCCCAGACGUGACGAAGCUUCAGAGUCAGAUAAAGCAGGCACGGAAGCUGAUUCAGCAGCUGGAAACAGACCGUGAGCUGGCCAUUGCAGAGGUCAAGAAACAGGUGCAUGAGGAGCUAGAGAGGAAGGAUGAGGAACUCAGGGAGGUCAAAGGUCAGGCACAGGUGUGGCAGGUGGAGAACACCGAGCUGAAGGAGAAGACUGAGAAGCUGGAGAAGCAAGUGCAAGAGCAGCUGGAGAAAUCAAGGGAGAUAAUCCGUAGGUUGAAGGAUGAGAAGGUACAGCUGAAGACUGACAUGCAGGAGAGACUGGAGGUCGCUGAGCAGAGUCUGGAGGAGGAGAAAGAGACGCUGGUCCAGGAGCUGUCCCGGGGGAAGGCAGCGGCCAUCUCACUCAUGCAGCAAGAGACGGAGAAGGUGACCCUGGAGAAGAUCGAGGCCAGUGUAGGAGAGAGGGAUGGCAUCUGGCAACAAAAGAUGGCUGACCAAGAAAAGGCCCACCAGGAGGUGCUGGAUGUCAAGGAGAGGGAGAAGGAGUUGGCAGUGAUGCAGCUGCAGGAAGAUUUGCGGAGGAGGCUGGAUGAGAAGGAGGAGGAGAUGCGACUGGCGGUGGAGGAGCGGGAGCUCCAGAAGAUGGCCACUGUCUCCGAGAUCGACACCCAGAAAGACCAGCUGCACCUCCAGAUCGACAGACUCAACUCAGAGAAGAUUGAGCUGGAGAACCAGGUGAGCAAGCUCCAGGACGACAUGGCAGCCGCAGCAGCCAACUUCAUUCAGCAGAUGGAGGAAAUGACAAGGAAGCAUAACCAGGCCCUGGCAGGCUCGAACACAGAACUGGAGGCAUACUACCAGGCCCAGCUGCAGACAGUGAAGGAUCAGCAGGAACAGCUUCUCCAGGACAAGAAGACGGAACUGGAAUCCCUGGAGCAGGACCUGAAGGAGGUCAAGGCCGCCAUGGAGGAGAAGGAGUGUGAGCUGGAGGGAAGGACCGGUGACUACGAGAAACAGAUCGCCAAGCUGCAGACUGACCUUGUUGAAAAGGAGGAGGAGAAUGUGAAGGUUAAGAAAGAACUUGAGAAUGUUCGACUCGAAAUAUCCAAGUUGCAGUCCGCGGUUGAUGCUUUGGAGUUAAGUAAGAAGGAGCUUGAAGAGAGUAGUGUGAGGUUAAAGGAUGACCGAAAAACAGACUUACUAAAUCAGAUUGAAAGUAAAAAUCAGGAACUUGCAAGUUUGCAUCAUCAAAUAGAUGCACUGCAGAGUGAGAAAGGACAGCUAGUUGAAGAGUUCAAACAAAAACUGGAUGAAUCUGAGUCCGAAAAGCAGCAGACGUCAGAAGUUGUUACAGCAUCUCAGUCACAACUGCAGACCAUUGAGAAUCGGGUUCGAGAGUUGGAGGAGGAGGUUGUGAAGAAGGAUGAGCAGUUGAAACAGCUAGAGGCUGACAAAGAGUUGAUCCUUCUGGAACGAAGUGACAUCGAAGCUCGAGGCUCCGAGAAGGAUGUGUACAUCGGGCAGCUUAAGGAGACAGUGAAGACACUGGAGGAGUGUCAAGCUGAUAUUGAGAAGGAGAAAGCAAACAUGGAAGAUAAACUUACAUCACUAGAAUCUGUUUUGGAACAACUGGGUAAAGCAAAAAACGAGUUGGCAGAAAAGUUGGAGGAGAGUAAACAGACCUUUAGCCAACAGGCUUCUGAAGAGAAGGAGGUCUUGGAGGGAAGAAUUGCUGCACUAGAGAAGGAUCUCACUGAAUAUGUCCAGAAGUUAGUAGACUCUGAGAAGACAUUAAGUUCAAAGGAUGAUGAAAUUCUAGCACUGAGAACAGUCAUUGAUGACAACACAGGAUUUGUCAAAUCUUUGGAAGACAAGCAAGGAGAAACAGUAAAGACUGUCCUCAAGAAGGAUGAAGACAUUAAGACCAUGGAAGGAAAGCUUGCUCAGAAUGUGGAGAAGUUCAAUCAGCUGAGAGCUGAGGCAAAGGGGAAGAUCAAGGAGCUGAAGGAGUCUGCAGACCAGACGAAACAGAAACAUCAGGAGGAGAAUGCCCAGAAGCAGAAGGAAUGGGAGGAGAAAGUGAAUAUGAUGAACAUUGACAAGACAAACAUGGAGAAGCAGUACACCAACCAGAUCCAGUCCUUGGAGCAAAGGCUGGCUGCAGAGAAGGAAAACAUGCUGAAGUUGGAGGAUGGCUUCCGGAAACAAUUUGAGGAGAAGCAGGCCAAGUUCAAGGAGACCAUGGGCAAGAUCAAGGAAAGGUUUGAGGAGAAGCUAAGGGAGAAGGAUGCAGAAGUUGAAACCAAGAUCCAGGAGCUCACUCAGCAGAAGGAACUUGGGAUGGAAGACGUCACCAAGAGCCUUGAGGACAUGCGUGAGCAACAGCUCAGGGACCAAGCGGAGCGCCACCAAACUGCCAUUCAGGAAGUAGUCGAGGAGUGGAAAUGUAAACUUCAAACUGUUCAGGAUGAAUUUGAUUCAAAGUUUCAAAGGAGCUCUGAGGAGAAUGAGCAAAAGAAAAGUGAACUUGAAUCCAUACAUUCCUCCAAACUGACAGAAAUGUCAGAGUCAUUUGAGGCACAGGUAAAGUCUCUUCAGGAAGAAAUUGAGAGGCAUAGGACAGAACUUGCUGAUCUUAAUUCAGAGAGAGAUGAAAAGAUGCAGGAGCUGUUGGAGUUAAGACAACGGUUGAAUGAGAAAGAAACUAGGAUCAGCAACCUGAUGUUGGCUCUGGAAACAGAGAAACAGUCAGGCCAGAGUGCGUGUGAAUCAACUGUGAGUGAGUAUAAAGGGAAAAUUAGUCAGAUGGAAUCUGUGAUUAGUGAACUCAAUGAAAAACUAUCUGAGGUUCAGGAAAAACAUACGCAAGAAAUUCAAGAGAAGGAUGUUCAGCUCCAGGAUCAUCAAGGGCGGGUAACUAUGCUCCAGACAGAGAACUCUUCAAUGGAGGAGAUGCUUAAAGCACUCAAUGAAACUGCUCAGAAUAAAGAUGACCAAAUACAGUCUUUGAGUGAAGAAUGUGAAUCUUUGAAAUCUGGACAGGUUCAAGUUCAGGAAGUUACACUACAGUUGUCAGAACUGGAGAAUAAUUUCAAGAACUUGCAACAAGACAAGGCUGCUCAGGAGGCGGCAGCCGAACACUUGAAGGAGGAACAUUCAAGGAUCGUGCAAGAUUAUGAAACUCGGAUUUCUGAAAUGGUUGCAAAUGAUGGUGAACUACAAAUAAGAUUAAAAGAACUUAAUGGCAAAGUGUCCAGUACAGAGGAGAGAUUGCAGGAAUGUAUUCAGAGUUAUGAGAGUCAGCUCGAGGAGUAUCGCGGAAAGUUAGAGCGACAGGAAGUUGCAGUCAAAGAGGAGGUAACUCUUCUAAAGCAGCAGUUGCACGAUGUGCAGAACAAUGCACAGUUGACUUCAGCAGAGUUGCAGACAUCUCUGCAGCAAAAAGUCCAGGAAAAUGAACAGAAAUUUGUAGACCAGGCAGCUAAACAUCGAGAUAUGGAAACAGUUGAGACAUCAUGGAAAGGGAAGAUGAAGGAGAUUAAACAGAAAUAUGUAGCCAAACUCAAGGAGAUUCAGGAACAAAAUAAGGGGAAGGUUGCUGACCUGGAGGACAGGUUGAAGAAGGAGGUAAAGAAUAAAGGGGAAGUAUCCUCAGAGUUGUCCCAUGCAAAUACACGUCUGCUGCAACUUCAAGAAGCUGGAGGGACUUCUAAGGAUACCAUUAUUGAUCUUGAACGAAAACUGGAUGAGAUGUCAAAGACUUUGAAUGAUAAGGAAAACGAGCUUGAAACAGUGAGACAGAGUUUAUUGUCAACUGAGAACCGAGUUCAGGAAGUGUCAUCUGAGAAGGAUCAAUUGAGCCAAGAAAUCUUGCAGGUUACUUCAUCCCUGCAGGUAAAAGAUGAAGAGAUAAUGAAACUGAAGAGAGACGCGGAAGAGAAAGAAAACCUUGUGAAGGAAAUUGAACAUAGUCAACAGUCUUCCUGUGAUGAACUGAGUCAAAAGGUUGUUGAAAAACAGAAAUCUAUUUCAGAGAAAGAAUCAGUGAUACAAACGCUUGAAGAUUCUCUUAAGCAGGGUGAGGCAACAGUUGCCAACCUUGAGGCAGAGAAUCAACAGCUGAAACAAAGUGUUUCAGAUUUCCAACAGAAAUGUACAGAACUGACUUCCACGUUAGAGACUUUACGACAGAGUGAACAAGCCACAGGAGAGUCCGAAGCGAAGUUGAAUGAAAGUUUAGUGGAGAGAGAACGAUUGAAAGAAGAGAGUGACAAACAGCUGAAGGAAUUGGCUGACAAACACAGUGAGGAAAUCAAACAGUACAGCUCAAAACAAGAUACAGAAAAUAAUUCCAAAGUUUCAGAAUACAAGAAAAAGGCAGAAACUUACCUGGCUCAGAUGAAAAAGCAGAUGAUUGAGGAGAAGGAAGAAGUAACAGCCAGAGCUAAAGAAAAAAUAUCUUCUUUACAAACUGUUAUUGAAAAUUUGAAAAUAACUCUUGAUGAAGAGAAGUCUGAGAAACAAAAUGCCUCGAAAGAGUUCUUGAAGCAGACAGAACAGUUAGAAUCCUCCCAUCUCAAAGUAGUGCAAGAAAAAGAUAAGGAAAUUGAAGAAACAGUUCAAAAACUUGAAAUGUCAGAUAAAAUGAAAAGUGAAUUGAUGACAAAUAUUGAACAGUUGAACUCUGAAAAUAACACACUGAGUGACAAAAUGUCUGCAAAUUUGAAAGAAAAGGGUGAAAUGAAAACUGAACUUGAAGGUCAAAUCAAAAAGUUGGAAUCACAAAUCAAGAAACUGGAAAAGAAGUUACAGCUGUUAAGGAAGGAGAAAGAGGAAGAGAUUGAUUCAAUGACAAAGUUACAUUCACAUGAGGUUGAAAAGAUGGAAAAGGAUAAACUUGAAGAACACAGGUCUAUUGAGGAAGAUCACGCUGUGAAGAUCAAACAGCUUGUGAGAGAGUUCAACACCAAGUUAGCUGAAAAAGAGAAUUUGUUUGAAGAAUCACUCAACGAAGCUGUCAACAAGAGUCACCGUGGAGAGCAGCAGAUCGUCCACGAGCAUCAUGAGCAGGUUGAGGAGCUGUACAAGGAUAUCCAUGAAGCUCAGGAGAGGCAUGAGCAGAUGCAGCAGGAACAUGAGGAGGCCUUGCAGGAACGAGAAAGAGAGAUGACUGAACAAUUGACAGCCCUGCAGUCAGAGUUAUCCGCCCUUAAAGAACAGCACCAGGUGGAGCUGUCAGAAAUGGAAGAGAGGUUAAAAAAGUCAUAUGAGAAGACUCUUCAAGAUCGGAAACUCCAUAAAGAGGAAGUCUCAGCUCUGACCCAAGAAUGGAACCAUGAAAGAAAGGAACUGGUGCAGCAGAACCAGCUGGCCUUGACAGCGAUCCAGAGCGGCUCCUCCAGCGGUGACCUGCUCAGGCAGCAGAUCAUCCUGCUCAACAAGCAGAUGGAGGACCUGAGAGAAAAACACAAGCUGGAACUAGCGGAACUAGCAGCACAGGCAGAGAUGAGCCAUCUCCACAAGCCACUGGUGGCACCCCCUAAGAUCAAGUCUCUAGACAUCACAGACCCCAACCUCCCAGCUGAGGUGCAGAAUCUGGAGCUCUAUAAUGAAGACCUGCAGGCCCAGGUCUCCCAUCUCAACAAUGAGCUGUCACACACUCGGCUGAGGGAGAAGGAACUACACCAAAGAAUCGACAUCCUGGAACAUCGGCUCCAGAACCCCCACGGUGACGACACCCCUCCUCUCAGCCCUGCGGGUUCCUACUCCUCCGACGGACCUCUGUUGCGGGAACCCACAGAGUUUGAGUAUUUGAGAAACAUCCUCUACGAAUACAUGAUGGGGAAAGAAACAAAGACUCUUGCCAAAGUUAUUGCUACGGUUGUGAAAUUCUCUGAUGAACAAACUCAUAAUAUUAUUGCAAGAAAUGAAGGAAAACUUGCUUCAUGGCUGUCUCCGUGAGGUCAUCCGAGUUGUUGUUUUGUGACAGGCAGCGCUCCUCAUCCCAAUAUCUGUGAUAUACACAUCGUAUGCAUGGAGAACCACCUCAAUACCGGCAGUACAGCUACUGUACACUCGCCAGACAUCUGUGAUUGUCUGUACUGGGCGUCUGUGAUGGUGUGUUGAUGUCUGCUGUAGACUGGCCAGACGAUGACAUCUGUGAUUGUCUGUGAUGGUGUGUUGACUGGCCAGACAAUGACAUCUGUGAUUGUCUGUGAUGGUGUGUUGACGUCUGCUGUAGACUGGCCAGACGAUGACAUCUGUGAUUGUCUGUGAUGGUGUAUUGACGUCUGCUGUAGACUGGCCACACGAUGACAUCUGUGAUUGUCUGUGAUGGUGUGUUGACGUCUGCUGUAGACUGGCCACACGAUGACAUCUGUGAUUGUCUGUUCUUGUUAAAUAUGUUGGUCAUCUGCUGUAAAAUAGUGUGUCAGAUGGCAUCUGUGAAUGUGUGUGUUAAUCAUCUGCCAGUCCAAUGAUGGGUGACUGUGUGCAUUGAAAUUUGAUCAUCUGUGAUUGAUUGUAUUGAUCAAUCUGUUAGCGACUGUUGAUCAAUGGCUAUGUAGAAUUAAUUAUUAAUGACUCAUUAAUUACCAGACGAUUAGGUACUCAUGGUUAUGUUGCUAUGACCAUCUGGACAUCUGAAUAUAUAAGCAUUACAUCUGCACAUCUGGCCAGAGUCUCCAGACUCAGUAAGCUCAUAUAAACUGUCCACCCAGUUAUAAUUUCUGCUUAAACAUCUCCAAAACAACUGACAUAAUCAAAGGGAAAGAAGUCAACCAAGCACAACAAUGAAAUUGGUACCUGCUAUAUCUGGAGUAAUUACACUGUGAACUUAGUAUGUUUGCAUCAAGUUAUUGAGAAAACAUAUUGGAAAAUGGGUACAUUUAAUAUUUCAGUGAGCACCAUAAAAGAAAUUCAUGUUCCAAAUAUAUCUUUACAAAUUCAUUCUGACCAUGAAUGUUUCUUGACAAAAGGUUAAAGGUGCAGCAAUCUGUUACACGUAUAGUUAUAUCUGAAACUAUGGUAAUAGUGUUCUGAAAAAUUCCUUGCCAAAACUUAGCAGUGUAUCAAAAUUGUCAAACAAUUAUUGCUGUAUUUUACCAUUGCUUGCAUAUACUGUAUUCUCCAUAUUUAAAAUCCUAUCAUAAUUAUCAUCCCCACCAAUUUCAAAACCAGCUUGUAUUGAAUUUACGCAAGUGCCGAAGAUCAAUUUUAUUUCUAAUACAGACGUAUUUGUUGAAAAGAGCUGUGUUCAGUGUGCGAAAUAGCCACUGACCCGCUAGCCCGUGGCUAGUAAAAAUCCAGUCUGGCCAUUAAAUCUCAACAGUCCCUGGCCUGACUGGCUAGUGAAUUUUAUGGGGUCAUUUGUUUUUGAUUGUAUUUUACCUUUUUGUAAUCCUUUUCUUAGUUUCUACAUUAAAAUUUCAGGUUAGUGAAUUAUUUUGUGGGCUAGUACCGGUAACUUUUGGGCAUGGUUAACACGACUGGCUAGUAUAAUGGAAACUAUUUCGCACACUGGCUGUGUGCAAGUUGUAUAUAAAACCUGGCAAGUACUACCAAAUUAAUGUUUCUCUGAUGUUUGCACUGUUUCCUAUUGCUGCAUCAACUAACAGCAAUCCUGUCAGGUUUGGAUAAGUGCCCACCCUUUGUGAAUAUUCUGAGCACCAGCAGGCUUACAGAGAAUGAGGUAAUUCAGUUUGUCUUGUAUGAUGUUGAUAGAUGUCAUAUUUACAGGGUAUUGGAGUCAUUUAUAACUGGAGUCAUAUAUUUACGUAAUAUAUUCAGAUAUGUACAAAUAUGGUUCAUACCUGGUGUUGACAUGUCCAUACUUUCAUCGAUUCCCGCUUGGGAUGGGAUGAGUAUGAAUAAGCCUUAAGUGUUGCUGGGUUUAGGGAUUUUAUUAGUUGUUAUGACAUGAUUAUUUUUUAGGGAAAGUAGAUUCAAAUUAAGUUUGAACAAAGCCCCAUAUUUGUGAAAGAUGUUAAGUUUUAGCUCACCAGUAUCCAAAUCGGCAUCAUCAGAGAUGAAAUAAACUGAUCAUCUUUAUCAUU
Molecule: messenger RNA, 9237 nt
Organism: Haliotis rubra (blacklip abalone)
Lineage: Eukaryota; Metazoa; Mollusca; Gastropoda; Lepetellida; Haliotidae
Product: golgin subfamily A member 4-like
Biological process (GO): Golgi vesicle transport
Cellular component (GO): Golgi apparatus
Molecular function (GO): small GTPase binding
Source: RefSeq, a predicted model, not a curated record